Messenger RNA from Melozone crissalis (California towhee), 2352 nucleotides. It is a transcript of the gene TOR3A, whose product is annotated as torsin family 3 member A. Lineage: Eukaryota; Metazoa; Chordata; Aves; Passeriformes; Passerellidae. Gene Ontology annotation, cellular component: endoplasmic reticulum lumen; nuclear envelope. The coding region runs from base 22 to 1254 and encodes 410 amino acids. The transcript has 6 exons. The record is from RefSeq and is a predicted model, not a curated record. Gene Ontology annotation, molecular function: ATP binding; ATP hydrolysis activity.
UCCCGGUCCCUCAUCGCUGCCAUGGGCCCGGCCACGCUCCCGGCCCCCCGCGUGCUCGGCUGCUUUGUGCUGGUGCUGCUGCUGCUCCUGGGCGGCUCGGGCAGCCCCGGGACAACGCCGCCGCCCCGGGCGCCCUGGGCAGAGGAGCAGGGAGCCGUCCCGGAGGGGGCACCGUGGGGCAGGGUGAGGUACGAAGCCGUGAAGAAGCAUCUGGGAGCUCUCUCCAAGCACUACUGGCAGUACCUGGCGUGCAAGGUGUGGCAGGAGGGCUGCGAGGAGGAGGAGAAACAGCAAGGAGAACGAGAGGCCAGUCCCAUCCCGGGCUGGGGCUUUCCUCUGGUGGGCCAGGAUUACCUGGAGAUCCUCUCUGCCUGGUACUGUAGCUUCGGCAAGUGCUGUGAGACAGGAGACUGCAGGAUCAUCAACAACAUCACAGGGCUGGAGGCAGAGCUCAAUGGGCAGCUGCACGGGCAGCACCUGGCCAAGGCCGUGGUGCUGCGGGCGGUGCAGGGCUUCCUGCAGAGCCCACGGCCCCCCAAGGCUCUGGUGCUGUCCUUCCAUGGCUGGUCUGGCACGGGGAAGAACUUUGUGGCUCGCAUGGUGGCCGCUCACCUGUUCCGGGACGGGCUGAGGAGUGACUGUGUCAGGGUGUUCGUGUCCCUGCUCCACUUCCCACACCACAACUACGUGGACUCCUACAAGGCCCAGCUGCAGAGGCAGAUCAGCGAGACCCUGCAGCGCUGCAGGCAGGCCCUGCUCAUCUUCGACGAGGCCGAGAAGCUGCACUCCAACCUCCUGGAUGCCAUCACACCCUUCAUGGCUCAGCACACCAACAAGGGCCAGGCAGAUCAGCAGAGAUCCAUCUUCCUCUUCCUCAGCAAUCUUGGUGGCAACACCAUCAAUGAGGUGGCCCUGGACUUCUGGCGGGCCGGGCGGGCGCGGGAGGAGAUUCCCCUGGAGCUGCUGGAGCAGCGGCUGCGCCUGGAGCUGCAGGAGGCUGCAGAGAACAGCUACGCCCACAGGCAGCUCCUCAGGGAGAAGCUGAUCGAUUUCGUGGUGCCGUUCCUGCCCCUGGAGUACCAGCACGUGAGGCUCUGUGCACGGGACGCCUUCCUGGCCCGGGGCCUUCCCUACACCGAGGCAACGCUCGACCAGGUGGCCCAGAUGAUGGUGUUUGUCCCCAAAGAGGAGAAGCUUUUCUCUGCACAGGGCUGCAAAUCUGUGCCCCAACGCAUCAAUUAUUUCCUUCCUUGAACACCAGGGGGACCAGAAGUGUGCUGAAAGGGUUCUGCACUCCGGGAGCUGCUGCUCUCUUUGCACAGGGUCAGAGGCAAUGACCCAGCCAGGCACUUGCACAGGGGCUUAACAGAGACUCAAGUCCCCCAGAGCUGUUGCAGGGAAAGAGGUGCAUCCCUUACUCCUGGGAUGUGGGGACAGCCUGUGCUUGGCUGCUUUGGGAGCCUGUCUGCUGUUUUAAGUCCCUUCUUUAGCUGGAGGGGUGAUGUGGUUCUGCUGACAGAUGCUGUUCCACGUGAGUGGGGACUGGGAAUGUCCAAGUCCUUGUUUUGUUGCUGUGUGGUGAAGGGAGGCCUUGGACAGGCUGGUCCUGUUGAGACAUUGUGGCCCAAGCCACAUCCCUGUCCCCAAUUUUCUCUGUCAUUUUCCAACAUCACACAGAACUGCUUUGCUGGAGUUGAGUUUUUCCCCUCUGUUGCUCUCAUGCCUUUCUAAGGUGUCUGCUGCUCAGGGACACAUGUGCCAGGACUGUAGUCUGUGCAGGGAAAAAAGGACUGAAUAAUCUCCUCUGGAGAUGCCAAAUCCAUAGCUCUCACCUUGGAGUGUCCACCUCCCAUUGGAGUCUUCCGUUGUACAGAAGCAGCUGCUGGGUGAGUGGAACUUCUGCUGCAGUUAUUGUACUGAGCAGGUUGGUGCAGAGCCCAUUGCCUUCACUGCAGAGCCAAAAAGGGGAGAGAACUGCUCUGCCCAAGGGCAGAGGGCAGGUGAGGAGGAUGGUGGCUGAAGCAUCAGGCUGCAGCUGCAUGUGAGUUUUCAUGGAUGCAGUAAAAGCUUGGGGUUUUUUCCUUCUUUUUUUCGUUUUUGUCUUCAGUACAUUUCAUGCUGUGGCUUUUUGGCUGGUACAGUAUUAUUAUUAUUAUUAUUAUUAUUAUUUUUAUUAUUAUUAUUAUUACUACUCCAAGGGGCUGUUUGCUGUCUGGGUACUGGCCAGGUGAUAAGAGUGUUGCAGCAGCUCCAAAACAUUUCAUCAGUGUUACGGGAAUCGCUCUGUGACCUCUGGGUCAAAACUCCCUUCCAACAGGGCUGUGCUGGCCAGGAGUGACACAGCCCCUGCCA